GCCUCGCCCACCCACCGCCGCCAUCCAGGAAGUGGGAUAGGCUUCGCUGUUAUGACACAGCCGGCGGGGUCUGGGAGGGAGCGUUAUGUACAGGAGGAUAGGGAAUGUGACUGGGACAAGUACUGCACAGGCGGCAGAUGGGCACAGGGAAUAAGGAGGACACAGCGGAAACAGUCACAGAGGCAGCAGCAGGUGCUUGGGAGCUACAGUGACUGAGCACACUGGGAGACAGUACCCAGCUGCAGGCAUUGACUUCCUUCAGUCUCCACAAUGGAUGAAUCUCCUAUACAUCACCGCAGUGGCUCAAUGCCAUAUUUGGUUGCUGCUUCCCAGAUCCUGGGGGUGGCAGUACUAGCAGUCACAGGAUCAUGGCUAUCUCAGUAUAGAGGCGGGUUUUCCUGGGACGGACCAGAACAAUUCAAUGUCCAUCCAAUUUGCAUGGUGCUGGGAAUGGUUUUCUUGUGUGGAGACGCGCUGCUCGUGUAUCGAGUGUUCAGACACGAGACCAAGAAGGCAACCAAGAUCCUCCAUGGAGCAUUACACCUUAUGGCACUGAUCAUCUCUGUUGUUGGGAUUGUUGCUGUUUUUCAGUUCCACAAAAAGAACGCCAUUCCUGAUAUGUACAGCCUGCACAGCUGGUUAGGCAUUACCACGUUUACCCUCUACAUUCUGCAGUGGAUAUGCAGCUUUAUGAUGUUCUUUGUGCCUGGCAUAGCUUAUACAUACAAGAGUCAAUUCAAGCCACUACAUGUAUUCCUGGGCUUAAGUCUGCUGGUGAGCACCAUUGCUACGUGCCUACUCGGCCUUACAGAAAAACUGCUCUUCACAAUACCAGACGAGUACUCCAAGCUACCAGGAGAGGGUGUUCUUUGCAAUAGCUUAGGACUGUUACUUGUGGCAUUUGGGCUGGUAAUCGGCUAUAUCCUUACACGAGAUGAGUGGAGGCGACCCCCAUUGCCAGAGGAGCAGGCUCUAUCCAUUGAUUUCAAAACUCUGACAGAGGGUGGGAGCCCAACUGAGCCCUGAUCCAGUCUAUCGUCAGUCUGCAGUGCUUGUAAUUGUAACUUGUGGUACUUCCUGUGUUUUGGAAGCACUGUCCUGUCCAUGUACAGCCAGGUUGGAAGUAUCAUUGCUGCAUUCCAUUGGGCAGAUGAAAUAGAGACUUAUCUUUUUGAGUUCAGUCUAAUUAAUAAUGGAAGUCCAUACAGGCUGUCACUUUUCAGGACUGCUUUCAAAACGUUUAGAUCAGGGCUGGCCAAACCGGUCCUCGAGAUCUACCAACAGUUCAUGUUUUCCAGGCCUCCUGGAGAUCUGUAGAAUUGUCAGUUAGGAAUGAAUGCAGCACAUCUUAAUUAGUAAUGACUACACCUGUGCUCUAGCUAGGUGGGCUGGAAAAUGUGAACCGUUGGUAGAUCUUGAGGACUGGUUUGGCCAGCCCUGGUUUAGAUGUUUGAUAAUUGCAACAACUUUCAUCAGAUCAUUGGUCUCACCAGAAUGUUUUGCAGGUGAUCAUAGAAAGUGAUGGUUUCCAUGUAAAAUAAAGUCAACCCAGCAUUACAGACGUCAAUACACGUUUCUGCAGUUCCUCCUAUGUUACUUAUAGGAAAACCAGCGUUGUUUGGUCACUGAACAGAAAUGUGAAUUGUUCCAUCUGGAAGGCUGUUCUGAGAAUGAGGUUUGAUCUCCAAUAAGGACCAUGAGCUCCGUCACUCAACAUGCCUUAACUAAAACAUAGGCAAGUCACACCAAAUAUCUAUUGUUACCUGGAGCCAUCCUCAUAGUCCAUCCCAAUCAUUAAAAAAUACACUUGCAAUUUAAUCGCUUUAGCACAGUCUGAGCUGAAACCUUGCAUGUGAGUAAUUUUGCCUCUCAAAGUCCUUUCAUUGUGCCAAAUAUGUAUGCUGGAUUUUCGUGAUAAUAAAAGUAUAAGUGUUAACUGUA
Messenger RNA from Pseudophryne corroboree (corroboree frog), 1941 nucleotides. Its product is annotated as transmembrane ascorbate-dependent reductase CYB561. Lineage: Eukaryota; Metazoa; Chordata; Amphibia; Anura; Myobatrachidae. The coding region runs from base 271 to 1026 and encodes 251 amino acids. The transcript is spliced from 6 exons. The record is from RefSeq and is a predicted model, not a curated record. Gene Ontology annotation, cellular component: lysosomal membrane. Gene Ontology annotation, molecular function: oxidoreductase activity.